Schistosoma guineensis is the source of this 1170-nucleotide messenger RNA. The record is from the annotation of a GenBank genome assembly. Lineage: Eukaryota; Metazoa; Platyhelminthes; Trematoda; Strigeidida; Schistosomatidae.
CUUAUUUUUCCCGUAAUUUAUAAAUCUCACCAGGUACAUAACUACAAAAUGUUUUGAAUAAAACAUCGUAACAUAUUUAUAGUUGGCAGUAACUUUUGAACAGACUAAGGUAUAACAACAAUAUGUGAUUCUAAAUAGAUCUUACAAAUGCAAACUCAUGAAACUGUCACGGUACAACUGUUUAGUAUAUGUCCAUUGGGAAUGUAAAGAAUAAAUCAUUAGGGUGUUACUACGUGAGAUUUUUUUUCUUGUCUCUUCCUAACAGCUAUCUCUGAGCUAUGAAAGUAUUUCAGAAGCAGAUGGAAUACCGAAAGCUAACCUGAAUUUAUUUCAAAUAUAACUUUGAUGAAUAGACCAUAAACUGAUGGCAUUUCGUUAAGUUAUAGUAAGAACAAACUUAAAACAUGAAAGUAUUAAUAUUGUCUUAAUAAGAAAACACUAACAAAUCAUAAACACAAAAAUCAUCAUUAGUACAAUAAUAUUGCAAUUCAAAUUCAAAAUAAAAAGAUGUGAUCGGAAUUUGAUUUGGUCUACGUGUUUAAUGUUAUGAAUUUCAGAAAAAAAGCCAAGUUUGGUGAGAGUAAAUAAGAGUAAGGGAAACACAAGGGUCAUUUUUGUGAAUUUGUGUUGAAAACUUAAUAUUCUUAUUGCUAUCUAGUUGUACGGUAUAGUUGCUUAAUUAAUCAUUGUGAUUUACACAUAAAGUGUUUCAUUAAAAUAUUAAAGUAGAUAACAAAAGAUAAUUUUAUUUGUCUAAAUUAAAUUGUUGUCGAUAUUGUUGAAUGGUGGUUGUAGUUUAAGGUUGAAGUAGAAAAAAAAUGAAAGUGUAAAAAAUAGAAUCAAAACAAUAUUCAAUAAAAAGUAUUUCAAUAUAAUAAAUUUAUCAUGAACAGUAAAUCAUCGUCAUCAUCAUCAUCAUCAUCAUCAUCAUCAUCAUCAUCAUCAUCAUCAUCAUCAUCAUCAUCAUCAUCAUCAUCAUCAUCAUCAUCAUCAUCAUCAUCAUCAUCAUCAUCAUCAUCAUCAUCAUCAUCAUCAUCAUCAUCAUCAUCAUCAUCAUCAUCAUCAUCAUCAUCAUCAUCAUCAUCAUCAUCAUCAUCAUCAUCAUCAUCAUCAACAACAACAACAACAACAACAACAAAAUCAAUAAACCUUUUUAAUAUCAAUCAAUAA